Mollisia scopiformis is the source of this 4026-nucleotide messenger RNA. RefSeq lists its product as uncharacterized. The coding region runs from base 1 to 4026 and encodes 1341 amino acids. The transcript has a single exon. Lineage: Eukaryota; Fungi; Ascomycota; Leotiomycetes; Helotiales; Mollisiaceae. The record is from RefSeq and is a predicted model, not a curated record.
AUGGAUGAAUCCUCAUCGUUCGGACAUACAGCGACGCGAAGCAUAUCAGAGCCUGAUCAACAGAUAACGCCGUUUUCUGACACUGAGACCAUCACCAAGAUACAUUCCAUCAUUGCUGCCGCUGAGAUUGUUGAGGAAACGUCAGAUCCCAGCGAGCAAAUACUACACCAGUCUACGAUAUCUAGCCCAUCAAGGCAGCAAAUCGAUCAAGAUGAGGAAUCGGAGAUCUGGUACGAUCUUUCACAUAUCUCACAUGAUCACCAGAAUCCUGCUCCCGAAGGAAACGCAGAAGCGAGCAAUGAUAUCGAGCAAGUUCCAAUCAUAGAUGCAACCGAAGAAGUUGGACCGAUCCAUUCAAGUCCCCAAGGAACUGAUGCACCACUAACCGAGGUCGAAGUGUGGGACCUAGUUGAUAGCACGGGAAAACACGCCAUCGCGACAGUGAUUCAAGACGAGGGAAUUCCAGAUGAAAGUGCGAUCAUUGACGAAGAACCACUGGAAACCAUAGCCGUCACAGUAGCAAUCGGUGCUGCUUUAGAUAACCAGACUGAGAUCGAGGAACUUUCCGGUGAAGAGGGAGCCCCAGUUUGGGUCAUCAUCCUAGCUUUGACAGUCUGGUGCUGUUUCAUUGUCAUCCUCAUUGGCAUCACAUGCUACCUGGCACACUCGAUGAACUGGCAUGGAGUUGAGAUCUUCACGGCAGUCGCACUCCCACUACCUUCCAAAGCUUGGCUUGCAUUCUUCCACCUACCAGAAGGACUCUCACUUACUCAAGCGAAAGGGGUCGACUUUGCCGCUGGAGCAGUCAUAGCACCAGUAUUCAUCGGGGUCGCAAACUUUGUUUGGUUCAAGACUGGCAGGAAGCUUUCGCCAAAGAUCGACCACACAAAUGAAGUUCCCAAUGAGGAGACUGGGAUUUUCAACUUGAGCAAGCUUCUUGGUUUUAUGAGAACGUCAAAUCCAAGACUGGUACUGCUAGCUGUAUUGCUGCUAUCCUCAGCUCUCGCUUCCACUUUACUUUCCAACGUGCUUGGUUACAAAGCCAUUCCUGCAGGUUCGGCCGAAGAUGUAGGAGCAGAAACGCAAGAGCUCUUAUACCAGAUGGUCUAUAUUCCUGGAAUACUCUUUCUCGCGCUCUGUGCCGUCACUUCUGCAUCGACAGCCGCCUUGUCACUCGUUCUACUCGAUUGGAGAUCCGCAUUAUCGAAGAAGAAUCAACUCCAUCAAGCACGUGAACGUGGGGAUGGAAUUGCCACUGACGAGCAUGAUAUUGGGUGUGAAAACGUAAACACACGAGCUCAUGACUAUGUGUCAUUCCCAAGAUUCCAUACAAGUCGACGAUUGUUCUCUCGUGGAGGCAGGGAGAUCUUCAACUCCAGUCGGAGGAACACUUCGGGAGAAGGAGAAAUGGAGCCAUUACUGCAACGAACUCAGUCCCAUGUCGGGAGCCUUGGAUCUCCAGGAUCUUGGAGACUUCCAUCAUUUAGAUUUCCAACCUUCACAUCGCGCAAAAAAGUCGGCGAUAUUGAAGGGUCUCGAGAAAUUGCGACAGGAUUUGUGGCAGAUGUGCAAGAGAGUGAGCAGAAUGAAGGGCAAAGAGCCUCCUUAGCCCUAUGGACGCUACCACGGCUUACUUUUCCUGUUUGGCGGCGAACUCAAUCAUUACCCAUGAUGACACAGCAAGCAGAACUGCAUGGAGACCAGAAUCCUGCAGCCGCACCGCCAAUCGAAGUCACAACACCAACUGUUCCAAAUAUGAAGCAGGGACGUAAGUUCUGGAAGUUCUUGACUUAUGGAACAUUGGCUGCUCAAGAUGAGGCGAUCGCCAAUCAGAGCAGUGAGGGUAACAUUGUCAGCGAGACUGGAGCGACUUCGGACAUGAUACCAGAUAUACGAGUACUUAAUUCGCUGUGGAAAUUGCCAUUCCCAAGUGCAUUUGCAUGGCCUUCUGGGAGCUGGAGGUCUGAAAGGCGAACUCGUCAGCGAGAAGAAGCUUCGGAUACAAGUUCACUGCUCUCGCAAGUGGAGCGUGAAGAAGUGACUCUUGCUCGGGUGGAGAGGACGCCAUCUUUCUGGGUUGUUCCCAGCUCCACUGGACAUUAUGUAGCGCCUACGCCUAAAGUCACUUCAAAGGAUCCGUCUCUUGAAGGAGAGCAUAACAAAACGGUUUCGGUGAAUGAACGCUUGGCUGAUGGGAAGUCUUCGGAGCCUAGACCGGGUUGGAGCCUCCCUCGAUCCAGCUUCUGGUCCAUGACAAGAUGGUCAACAGAUGCAGAAACUUCCUUAGAAACUUUGCCCACUCAUGCCGCAGAAGCCGGGCAGCACAUAGUUACCGAAUCGAUAAACGAUUCACAAAACACAUCAAUAACUUCUCGUCAAGCAAAGUCUCACCGAAAACAGUACUCACUAGAUCCUUUCACCUGGUUCCCAAAAUUCACUUUCCCUCUUGUUUUGGUUGACGUUCCACACCAGGUCGCCGAGCGACGCACGCUUUUGCCUGCUUUCGAAGAGACUUCUCCCAGCAACCAGUCGAAGAGCAAGACCAGGACCUUGACCGCAUCUGAAGCUCUGAACAUUGCUAUUGGAAACGAUUCAAUGUCAUCUACUAGCCGAAGCUCGGUGAUGAAAGAGCAAAUGAUUCAGAUUUCUUCCCAGGGCUACGACUCGACUGCAGAAGCAAUGACUUACAACGCAGAUGAUGUUCUCAGAACGAGAAAAGGAAAGAGGGUAGACAACUCGCGGACUUCUGGCAAACGACCUUCACAGAUGCCGGGAGUCGCUGUCCCACCACUUAAGCUCAAUGUUCCACAUCACCCAGUUGGGUGGAGUGUUCCAUGGAUACACUUGCCCCUAUUCUCCAGGGAUAGUGAGAGCGAAAUGGAGGGAAGUAAGCUGAUAGCGCCAAUUCAAACACAAUCCGACAACUUUGCAUCAUCAUCUCUUGCUCCCUCUCCUUCAAUACUUCCUUCACCCACAAAGAAAGGCAAAGAGACAGAACAACAUGUGGAUCAAGUUGAGUCGAUGAUUGAGCGGGUGCACGAACUAGACGCACCUGUAGUCAUUCAUGAACAAUCAGUGGUCAUGCAGCCAGCUAGAAUCGACGAGGACGACGAUGAUAUAGGACAGAAAGCAGCUCUGGGGGUCGGAUGGGUGCCAUGGGGCUCUCGUAGAAUGAAGCCAGAUGAUGUAGAAACAGCAAGGACAACUGGAAAGAGCCGCGCUCGCAGCCUCACGCCAAUGAGACAAGUCCCUCAAAAAAGUUGGUUAACACCGCAUGGGUAUGAGGAGGCGAGGAGUGGAAUUCAAACUACUUCUCCGAAUCCUAGUCCCAACAGAGAAGAUCGCGGAAGUUGGAAAGGAUGGACGUGGUGGGAUGUAACAUGGCCUCACGUCGUUGACGUUGACCAAUCCGGAUCACCUUCAACAACAGCCAGCCCUCGUCAAGUUUCUGCGACAUCAACGACGUCAAGUAAUGACUCAACCUCCCAUGAAGUCGGUCCCCAGAAACGAACGCCUGAUGCGAGAAGUCGUCCGACUUUCACGGGAUCAAACGAUUCAUACCGUAAGAGGAGACCCCUAUGGGGGCUUGGAAAAGCGUCAUACCAAUUGCCGCAACCUUCUCCGGUUUCGAUCAUGCUUCCCAAAAAUCUAUCUCCUAGACUAUCGAAUAGUAGAUCAAAAAGUGAAGAAUUUGUUGAACAGGCAGAACCAAGCGAAGCAUCUUCAGAGGUUUGGUAUUCAGGUGGGACUCAACUCUUAAUCGAAGGUCCCAAAAGUCCAAAAGGAAAGAGACCAGCUAAGUACACGUCUCUCACUGAGUGGCCUUGGAGCCAUGAUCACCACUUUAAAGCGGACGAGGAGGAUGCUGGUCCAUCUUUUUGGGUGGACGAAGGUGAAGGUAGCAGGAGAUCGAGAAAAUGGGGCAAUGGUCGAAGAAGAGCUUCCCACAGCAGCGAAAGAAGUGCGAGGAAACAGGGUGGUGAAGUUGAUACCGAGCCAUCGGUCGAGAAUGUGAGCUUAUGGUGA